AUGUGCGACAACAGCACGGGGGAUUUGUGUGAGGAGAGAACACUUGGCUUCAUAAAUUCAUCCUUCACAGUGGAGACUAUUAGUUUUUCACCACCAAUUUUCAAUUUCCUACAAUUCCUCAUGAUUCUGUUAGCUCUCGUUACAGUGCUCGGAAAUGCCUUAGUUAUCGUGGCUUUUAUAGGGGACAAAAAUCUUAGACUUCGGAGUAAUUAUUUCUUUCUUAACCUGGCAAUUUCAGACUUCCUAGUUGGUGCCAUCUGCAUCCCUUUAUAUAUUCCAUAUGCCCUGACAAACAGAUGGCCGUUUGGAAGAGGUGUCUGUAAAUUCUGGCUGGUUAUCGACUAUCUCAGUUGCACGGCUUCUGCUUUUAACAUCGUCCUCAUCAGCUAUGACCGCUACCAGUCAGUCUAUAAUGCUGUGUUGUAUCGAAUUCACCAGGGCCUCACCACCCGAGCCACGGCCCAAAUGGUGGCCGUGUGGGUCCUGGCCUUCCUGGUGUACGGCCCCGCCAUAGUCUUCUGGGAACACGUGAAGGGAAGGAGCAACUUCUCCAACGGGACCUGUAAGGUGGAGUUCAGUUCCCAGUGGCGCUUUCUGGUCUGCGCCUCCGUGCUGGAGUUUCUCAUCCCCAUCCUCGCCGUGGCUUACUUCAACCUGCACAUCUACUGGAGCAUCCGUGCGAGAAGCCAAUGGGUCGCCGCGCUCCCCACCAGCCAGAACUCCUCCUCCUCUUCCCCUGGCCGGACCCCCCCCAUCGAGACUCGGGCUCCUCUGGAGGAUGUGCCUCCCCGGCCAGCUGUGGGGAUCGCCCGCCCUUUACUUGGACUCAGAGGAGAGGAAGGCCACCUCGCAAUUGUCCACAGUAACCCAGGCGGAUGAAGCGGCCUCAACCCUGUCAGAAUCCACUCCCUCACGCCUUCCAGCUUGGAGAGCAAAUCCCGUUUCAAACUGCUCAGGGACAGGAAAAUGGCCAAGUCCCUCUCCAUCAUCUUGAUUGUCUUCGCCAUCUGCUGGGCUCCCUAUUCCUUGUUCACCAUCAUCCGGGCGGCCUCUGGAAAGGAGGAUGACGACCCUUGGUACAAUCUGGCAUUUUGGCUCAUGUGGCUCAAUUCCUCCGUCAACCCCUUCCUGUAUCCCCUUUGUCACAAGCACUUCCGGAAGGCAUUCCUGAAAGUACUCUGUUGCCGGAGGUCGACUCCGAUGCCCCAGACCCAAUCUCUCUCUUCCUAGAAAUAGAUCGGAUGCGAGCAAGGACUUUCCCUGCUCCAGCCCCCGAUUUAAAAACAGCUCUUUACCUUUCACGGCCUAACAGAUUCUGUGUUUUCCUACUGUUUUCGCUGGACUUCAGGGUGUGUUAACCCUUAUGACUUUCACACUGGCCAAGUCGCAUCAGAAUCGCCCAAGUGCCUUGUCUCCUGUCUGGUGAAUAUACUAACCUCCCCCCAGCUGGUUGUUUCUAUAAAGACUUAAUUCACCGCC
Messenger RNA from Ornithorhynchus anatinus (platypus), 1479 nucleotides. Its product is annotated as histamine H3 receptor-like. Gene Ontology annotation, cellular component: dendrite; membrane; synapse. The record is from RefSeq and is a predicted model, not a curated record. Lineage: Eukaryota; Metazoa; Chordata; Mammalia; Monotremata; Ornithorhynchidae. Gene Ontology annotation, molecular function: G protein-coupled serotonin receptor activity; G protein-coupled acetylcholine receptor activity; histamine receptor activity. Gene Ontology annotation, biological process: G protein-coupled receptor signaling pathway, coupled to cyclic nucleotide second messenger; inflammatory response; regulation of MAPK cascade.